AUGCAAACAACUCAAUUUCAAAUCAAUAAUUUUAAAACUAGUUAUUUAAAUCAAACAAAUGAUUAUAUAAUAUCAAAAUCUUUAAAUUCAGAUCUUCCUUUAUCACCGAGAUCAUUUCCUACACGACAAGAAGAAAUAAAAACCACUCAAAAUAAUAUUAUUAUUAAUAAUAAUAAUAAUAAUAUGGAAAAUAUAAUAUCUUUAAGUUCUUCUUCAUCAUCAUCUUCAAUAUUUUCAAAUAAUAAUCAAAAUGAAAAUAACUUAAUUGAUAAUAAUCAAGAUCAAUCACAUUCAAAUAGUAGACCAUCAACUCCACCAACUCCCUGUUCAUCAAUUAUAGGUGGUAAAAAUUCACAAUACAAUAGAAAUAUAAUAAAUUAUGAAAGUUUAUUACAAAAUUUACCAAAUUGUCUGGAUUAUUUACAAUUAAUUGAACCAAAUCCUGUAUCACCACCAACAUAUGAAACUUUACCACCUGGUGGUUGUCCGAAAUAUCCGAUAAAUUUUCCAAUUUCAACCUUUGAUCAACAAUAUUAUGAUAUAUCAUCACAAUUAUCAACUAUUUCAUCAUUUGACAUAUCAAGUACUCCAACUAAUGAAAAACCACCAACAUAUUCCCCAGCCAUUUAUAAAAUUGGUAUAGUUGCAAGAAAAGUAGAAUGGAAUAAUCCUUUCGAAUUAUCAUCAAAUAGAAGUUGGAGAUAUUUUAUAGCAGAAUUAAAUUCAACUCAAUUAAAUUUAUAUAAUAUUCCAACUCAAUAUGAAACUCAAAUAUUUGCAUUUAAUUCUAAAACAAUUAUACCAAAUGGAUAUAAAUAUGAAAAAUCAAAUAAUUCUAUUUUUACAAAUAUAAAUGAUCAUCAAUUUUAUGAUUAUGUUAAAAAAUUAGGAUUAUUAGAUGAUAAUUCAUAUAAUUCUAAAAAAAAGGGAUUAGUUAGAUCAUAUUCUUUACAACAUAUGAGAUUAGGUUUAGCAACAGAUUAUAAAAAAAAAGUUAAUGUAUUAAGAUUAAGAAUUGAAAAUGAACAAAUUUUAUUAAAUUUUGGUUCUAUUCAAGAUUUGAUUGAUUGGAAUUUAUCAUUAAAUGUUGGUAAAGAUGUUUCAAUAGAUAUUUCAGAAAGAGAAUUACCAAGAUAUAGAACAGUACCAAGAAGAAGGAGAAGAAGAGAAAGAGUAGCUGGAAAUACUACCAACGCCAAUAAUACAACCACUAGUAAUGGGUUACAACUAAUGAAUAAUAGAAUUAGAUCAUCAUCAGAUCCAAAUAAAUUAAAAGGUUCAUUAAGUAAAUUAAAAUUAAAAUUAAUUAAAUCAAGACAUAGAAAUUCAAGAACUCAAUCAUUUGGAAGAAAUACUCAAAAUAACAACAUUAAUACUUUUACACCAUUAGCAGUUAAUAGAUCACGUUCAGAAAGUGAUUUAUAUAAUCCAUUGGAAAUUAGUGUUCCGUCAACCAAUAAUAAUCAUCAACAAAGAAAUCAACCAACAUUCUUUAUAAAUAAUGGUUUAGAUUAUGAUGGACAAGGAGAUGAUGAUGAAGAUGAUGAUGAAUAUGAUGAAGAAUUUAAUGAAGUAUUACGAAGAUCAAGAAAUGAAACUUCUGGAAGUACCACUAAUACUAAUAAUAAUGAUAACAAUAAUAAUGACAAUAAUGAUGAUCAAGAAGAUAUACAAAAUAUGUCAGAUUUACCACAUUCAGAUGAUGAAGACGAUGAAGAGGAAGAAGAAGAAGAUCAAGAAGAAUAUGAAGACACAGAUGAGUUUUUCAAUGAACAGCAACAACAACCUACAACUACCCGUCAACAAAGAUCAUCAACAAUUUCAUCAUCAAAUCAUCAUAAUAAUUUAUCUUUUAGUUAUGAACCAGAUUUUAAAUGGAAUCCACCAUUAGAUAAACCACAUAACAAGAGAAAAUAUUAUAAAAAUUGUUUAAGAUGUAUUAAACCAUUAACAAUGGAAGAUUCUUGGUGUUCAAAACCAUUAGUUAAACCAACUACUUUAUCACCAUUAGAAAUGGCUUAUUUAAGAAUAGUUAAAUAUGCUGGACCAACAGGUGAAUUAUUAUCUACAAGUUCAUCAAGUUCAAGUUUAUAUUCAUUAGGUAAAAAAAAUAAUGGAUCUAUUUUUAAAGAUUCAACAAAUACUGGAUAUGUUAGUAAUAAUAAUAAUAAUGGUGGUAGAAGUAUGUUAAUUUUACCUGAUGUUGCAUUAACUAGAUUACCUAAUCAUUUCUUGAAAGAAUUUUUGGUGGGAUCGCAUGGAUUAAUCCCAAGAGAAAUCAUUUAA
This is a messenger RNA of Lodderomyces jiufengensis, 2286 nucleotides long. RefSeq lists its product as uncharacterized. The transcript has a single exon. The record is from RefSeq and is a predicted model, not a curated record. NCBI's taxonomy places the organism in Eukaryota, Fungi, Ascomycota, Pichiomycetes, Serinales, Debaryomycetaceae. Bases 1 to 2286 code for a protein of 761 amino acids.